CUAGCAUAUGUGCUGUGUUGUAAUCUCACGUGACUAUCAGUUGGAACAAAACAAGAUAUAGUGUUACACUGAGUGUCAGAAGACAGUUUUCUUCAAAUCGCCGCCAUGAUGUGGGGGUUUGCCAGCGUGACCUGCUUCGCCGUAUUGAUCACUUCUGUGGUAACAACACCAAAGAAAGGCACAGCUUUCACCACGAAGCACCCGACCUGCAACGACACCCAGACACUGUCAGACAUCAGCUGGUGGUAUAGCUGGGGAACGAGUGACAACAAGCUCCAUGAGAUGGGGUGCCCUGCCAGAGGGGAGUUUGUACCCAUGUUCUGGGGAGGAGGUCAUGUCGCCAAUGUUAACCUACCCAGCUCCGCACGCCAUGUCCUCGGUUUCAACGAACCCAACGCGAGGCACCAAGCCCACAUGACGCCCAAAGCAGCCGCCUCCCACUGGCAUCAAUUGGAGUCUGUUGCCAUGGGCAAAUCCCUUAUCAGCCCCGCUCCAGCCCGAUGUAAAGUCCAUGGCAACAACUCCAACUGUGUCAUGGAUCCAUUUGAUUGGCUGGACGAGUUUUUCAAAGAAUGCGCAGGCUGUAAAGUCGACUACGUUGCCGUUCACAGCUACACCUGCGGCGCCGACAAUGACAUGCGGUUCCUGGAGACAGUCCACAACCGUUACAAGAAACAGGUCUGGUUGACGGAGUUUGCUUGUCCCUACACAACUUCUCUCACCCAUGUUGAGAAUUACAUGAAAAGGCUUAUACCAAGAUUAGAAAGUGCUCCGUUUGUGGCUCGCUAUGCCUGGUUUGGGAACCGUAUUGUCAAAGACGGCUCGUUCAUCCACAAAGUCAACGCGUUGCAUGAAGACAGCUCUGCUAAGCUGACGGCGCUGGGAAGGCUGUAUAAUACUCUUCACUAAAUCAUCUGAGUCCAAAUGGUUGUAAUGUAAUUUAAGAUAUUUGAUCUGAAAUGAUUAACCUUUUCCAAUAAAUCAUUACAAUGA
Molecule: messenger RNA, 993 nt
Organism: Haliotis rufescens (red abalone)
Lineage: Eukaryota; Metazoa; Mollusca; Gastropoda; Lepetellida; Haliotidae
Product: alkali-sensitive linkage protein 1-like
Exons: 3
Coding region: 106-909 (267 amino acids)
Biological process (GO): fungal-type cell wall polysaccharide metabolic process
Cellular component (GO): fungal-type cell wall
Source: RefSeq, a predicted model, not a curated record